Molecule: messenger RNA, 415 nt
Organism: Condylostylus longicornis
Lineage: Eukaryota; Metazoa; Arthropoda; Insecta; Diptera; Dolichopodidae
Product: pupal cuticle protein-like
Exons: 2
Coding region: 32-415 (127 amino acids)
Cellular component (GO): chitin-based extracellular matrix
Molecular function (GO): structural constituent of chitin-based larval cuticle
Source: RefSeq, a predicted model, not a curated record
ACAAAAGAAACUACACGAAUUUAUUAUCAAAAUGAAAUUCUUUAUCGCUUUAUUCGCAUGCAUUGCUAUUGUUGCUGCACGUGCUCCUCAAUCACCAUUACAAAAAGCUGGAGCAGCACGUUUAGCUGCAGCUGGUGAUGAUUCUGGUAUUUUAGCACAAUCAUAUGAUAUUAAUCCAGACGGUUCAUAUGCAUGGGAAUAUGAAACCGCUAAUGGUAUUAGUGCAUCAGAAAAUGGUGUAGGUGGACAAUAUGCUAAAGGUGCUGCUGAAUGGACUAGCCCUGAAGGUGAACAUAUCAUUUUACAAUAUACCGCCGAUGAAAAUGGUUAUCAGCCAUCUGGAUCACAUGUACCUCAAAUUCCGGAAUAUAUUACACGUGCAUUAGAAUGGAUUAGAACUCACCCAUCACAAUAA